Messenger RNA from Paramecium sonneborni, 222 nucleotides. NCBI's taxonomy places the organism in Eukaryota, Ciliophora, Oligohymenophorea, Peniculida, Parameciidae. The record is from the annotation of a GenBank genome assembly.
AUGCAAAAAAUAGAUUUCAUAUAAGAGCUGAUCAUCUAAGAGUAUUAAAAUGUAUUUAGAGAAGAGUUUGUUAAAAAAGUUUAAGAAAACUAUAAGAAAAAAAUACAAGCUGAUAAAAAAUAAAUAACUUAUGGCUACCAAAAGAUUAUCAGUCUAAUAUAAAGAGGUAGAUAUUGUUAAACCACAUACAUCAGUAAUUUAACAUCCAAAAGAAUUUUUUGA